UAUACGAGUUGUUAACGCCGCCGCCGCGACAUUUCCGCCGCCGCCGCCGCCGCCGCCGCCAUGUCGCCGCUCGCCCGCUCGCUACUCGCACUCGCCGCGCUGCUCGCCGCCGCCGAUGCAAUGUCGAACCCCUUUUGCGAUCAUGAUAUGAUAGGUGAAACGUCUGACCGUCCUAUUACAUUUCGCAAGACUGUAACUGGGGGUGAGAUGUUUAGUGUUGAUAAUAGAUGCGCCUUUCCCGGAAGCGAGUUAGCGGGCGAGUCCUUCGAUGUCUGCAAUGUAUAUUCUAAACCCAAAGUUCGAAUUGCAAUAGGCAUGCUCGAAAUUCAGACUCCCUUUCCCGUGAUAGUUGAAUGCCCAAAGGAUGUUCCGGGAUGUUCGAGCCUCGACGUGCAGGUGACGCAGUAUUGCCGGGGAGCUAAGAACAGUCUGCCGCCGGGAUACUCGUAUUAAUCCGAAGUUACCAGUAUUUUACUAGAAGCGAAGUACAGAAUAAAUACUUUGGAUUA
This is a messenger RNA of Leguminivora glycinivorella, 509 nucleotides long. RefSeq lists its product as uncharacterized. Bases 61 to 453 code for a protein of 130 amino acids. The transcript is spliced from 3 exons. Lineage: Eukaryota; Metazoa; Arthropoda; Insecta; Lepidoptera; Tortricidae. The record is from RefSeq and is a predicted model, not a curated record.